ACUAACCCCACGAUGGCCGAAGAAGAACCUUUUUUCAACAUCAGCGAAGACCUGGUCGAGCUCCCGCAGUACAAAGCUGCUGGAGACUCUUCUCUCGACUUCGAUGGCCUCCUCAGCCCGCCGUUGAGGCUCCAUGAAGAUCUGAAGGGAGGAUGCGGCGGACAGCUUUGGCCCGCGGGCAUGGUCCUGUCCAAGUACAUGCUACGGAAGCACAGGGACGGCCUUGCGGGCAAGUCAAUAGUUGAACUGGGUGCAGGUGGCGGUCUUGUGGGCCUGGCAGUCGCCAUUGGCUGCAAUGGCAUUACCCGCGAGAACCCGCUUUGGAUUACCGACCAGAUCCCCAUGUUUGAGCUUAUGAAGCAGAACAUUGCGCUCAACAAGCUGGACGACAACGUCAAGGCACUCGUCUAUGACUGGGGCGAGGAGCGGCCCGCCGAGCUCCCCAAGCAUCCGGACGUCAUCCUUGCAGCCGAUUGCGUGUACUUCGAGCCGGCCUUUCCUCUUCUGCAGAAGACGAUGGAAGACCUGAUCGGCGAGAACACGGUGUGCUGGUUCUGCUUCAAGAAGAGGAGACGGGCGGACUUGCACUUUGUAAAGGCGAUCAAGAAGAUGUUCAUCGUGGAAGAGGUCAACGACGACCCGGACAAGGAGAUCUACUCGAGAGAGAACUUGUUCUUGUUCAAAAUUACGAGGAAGAAGAGUGGCGCGGGUGCUUGAACGAAGAGGAACUUGAACCAAUUUCAAGAAAACGUAUUAUGAAGAUAACGGUUGUCUGACGAUGUUCACGCAGUGACAGGCAUAGAAGAAGGCAUUGAUGUUGUGUGCUGUGCCUGAAUAACAUGGCUAGAAAUGUUAAGCCAAACUACGGCGAAUAAAAUGUAUACAAAGCUUCUCUUUGAGUCCUCUGUUAAGUGUGAAAGGGACUGCUACCUACUUUAUAACUACCCUGGUCUGUUGGUUUCGGGCUCUGCGCGCAUUGAUU
Aplosporella prunicola CBS 121167 is the source of this 982-nucleotide messenger RNA. RefSeq lists its product as uncharacterized. Lineage: Eukaryota; Fungi; Ascomycota; Dothideomycetes; Botryosphaeriales; Aplosporellaceae. The record is from RefSeq and is a predicted model, not a curated record. The transcript has 5 exons. Bases 13 to 717 code for a protein of 234 amino acids.